GAAGAGCAUGGCAGUUGCUGAAUGUCCAGACUACUUUGUGCUUCACCCGAAAUACCAGAUGGCUGUGUCAUCAUGUCAUGUGAUUUAAAACCUCUGAACAGUUGAGAGAUACAGCAAAAGGACAAUGUCGACCAUACUUCCUCUCAUAGAUCAGCCAGUCUUAUUCACUUUCGGCAGACCUCUAAUCCAAGCUCUCCUAUUCACCCAGAUAUGUACAUGAUGUCUUUCUGGAAUCAACCCUGAACUACAUCCAUCAGUCCCAGCACCGCACACGUCCUCAAUGAUUACUCGCACCUGUUACCCCUAAUUAGCACCUCUACAUAAGUCCCAUGUUUCAUGGUCAAGAUUUUGUUGAUUUAUAUUAAUGUUAUAGCGGCACAGAGUAAUCCAAAAUAGUGUUAUAGCAGCAGGAAGGCCACAAGGGAGCCCAGCACAGAUGAUGACGUCGAUCUAGAGGCUUUGGUGAAUGACAUGACCUCCCUAUCACCCUAUGAGGGCUUAUAUUCUUUUAAGACCCAGCACUCUGACACCGUCCCUCUCCUGCACAAUGGCCAAGACACUGGUGUCCAGAUUAACAGGAUCGCUAUGCUGCCAUAUCCGUCAAAUAGCCAAGUGAAGGCUGCUCACUCAUCUACACAGAAAACCUGCCAUUCGCAACCUGUCCACAUUCUGGCUGUUAGGAGGCUACAGCAAGAGGAGCAGCAGGUUCGCCCUUCAUCUCUGCCAGCAAUCCCCAACCCAUUCCCUGAGUUAUGCAGCCCAGCAGGUUCCCUGAUACUCGGUGCUGGUUCGAUGGCACAGCUAUCAGAUGUGCAUAUCAUCAAGGUCUUUAGUGAAGAUGGUGUUGGGAAGGUGGUGGAAGUUCCUGCCCAUAUGACAGCAAGGGAUGUGUGUCAGCUCCUGGUAUAUAAGAGCCACUGCCUGGAUGACAACUGCUGGACUUUAGUAGAGCAUCAUCCAUUGCUUGGACUAGAGAGGUCUUUGGAGGACCAUGAACUGGUGGUUCAGGUGCAGGCCUGCAUGUCUCCAGAGAGCAAGUUUCUCUUCAGGAAGAACUAUGCCAAGUACGAGUUCUUCAGAAACCCACUGAAUUUCUUCCCAGAAAAUAUGGUGGCAUGGUGUCAAGAAUCCAAUGGCACAAUCCCACCAUCUCAGCUUCUGCAGAAUUUCUUGAAUUCCAGCCGCUGCCCUGAGAUCCAGGGCUUUCUUUACAUGAAAGAGACGGGCCGCAAGUCCUGGAAGAAGCUUUACAUGUUCCUGCGCCGCUCUGGCCUCUACUACUCCACUAAAGGAAUAUCCAAGGAGCCCAGACAUCUGCAGUUGCUGUCAGAUCUGGAAGAGAACAGUGUGUUCACCAUGACGACAGGGAAGAAAGUGCACAACGCUCCCACAGAAUACCAGUUCUGCAUUAAGCCUACUAAAGGCAAAACAGAGUUGAAGGAUCUGAAGAUGCUCUGUGCUGAGGAUGAGCAGAGCAGAACCUGCUGGAUGACUGGCUUCAGAGUAUUCAAGUAUGGAAUUCUGCUCUAUCAGAACUACAAGAUCCCUCACCAAUCAGCAGUCUCCAACUUCACUACACCAGUGAGGAGUGUGUCAGAGAAUUCUCUAGUUGCCAUGGAUUUCUCUGGGAGGACAGGCCGUGUGAUUGACAACCCUGUGGAAGCAAUGAGUGCAGCAAUGGAGGAGGGACACACUUGGAGAAAACGAAGUCAGAGAAUGAAUGUAUCGGGCCACCCUAGUUCUCCGCAUCCAUCCUCUUUAAAUUCAGUGAUCCACCGAACACAGCUGUGGUUCCAUGGCCGCAUCAUGAGAGAGGAAUCCCACCGUAUGAUGAUGCAGCAGGGUCAGGUGGAUGGGUUGUUUCUUUUGCGGGAUAGUCAAAGCAACCCAAAAGCUUUUGUUCUCACUCUGUGCCAUCACCAGAAGGUCAGACACUUCCAGAUCUUGCCUUAUGAAGAGGACGGUCAAAUCUUCUUCAGCCUUGACGAUGGUUCCACCAAGUUCAUAGAUCUAAUCCACCUUGUAGAAUUCUACCAACUUAACAGAGGAGUCCUACCCUGCAAACUCAAACAUCCUUGCACUAUGGUGGCCUUAUGACCCUCCUCAUAUACUUUUGAUCGAACUGACACUACAUUCUUGCACCCAUGGCUGAGAACAAAGCAAAAGACCAACCCAGUUUCUCAGUGUCCCUCUUCCUUGAUAAGCUGACACUUUUGAUGUCUCAGACAUGAAGAACAUUUUAUGAUUCUUUUAUAUCUUGCCUCUGGGAUGGUUGCAGAACCAGCUGCUCACUUUGUCCAGUUAAUAUAACACUGCCAAUUUAUUUCUUGUUUUCCAACCCAGUGUUGGUCACUUCAAGAUUUCAUCCAAAAGAAGGCCUUGAUGUCAUCAUUGCAGAAGAUACUCUCACAACCAGAUUGUCACAUCUUUUCUUUUGCUUAUGCCUUGUGAUGUUACUUGAUAAACUUUGAUUGGUAUUUGUGGGAUUGCUGACAAUUUCAUACCUAGUAUUUUGCACUUUCAAGCUGAAAACGGGUGGCCCACUUUAUCAUUAAAAUGCCCCUGUCCUCAUUUUAUUCCCCCUCCUUCCCCUGGCUUCAUGGUGAGUAAACCUCAGUGGGGAAUUCCUGUGUGGUAAUAGGAUUAUUGUGCAAGACAGACUUUCACUGAGCCUUGUCGGAGCUUCCUAUUGACAAAAUUACAGCUGACAGGUGAUGCAACAAAUUAUGGAUCAGCAGACCUGAAAUACUGAUUAUCAUCUCAUCUGUUUUAUUGUACUCAGUCUUCACCAUGUCCUUGUUGCCUUAGAGACCUGAGUGCACUGGGAUAAAGCUGCAUUACAUUUUGUCAGUCUGAAGACAGAGGCAUUCCAAAGGGAAGUUCCACAUGUUGCACAUCUGGCUAGAUAACAAAUAAUUUGAGCCAUGCAUCUUUUUACUUGUAUUAGGGGGACAAAAAGUCAAUUUUAAUUGAAGUGCAAUAUUUUUAAGUUCAGUCUAUGGUGGAAUUAAGGAAACUUGACCCAGGCCCUGCGUGGCCACCUUAAAAACUUGACCCAUGCUCAAGUUGCUGAUUUUGACUACCCAGAGCACAAUCACUGAGUUCAAUGAUUUGCCCUCUUCUGGCUAUGUAGCAAGCUUUUAUUGUUAUUAUUAUUAUUAUUAUUAUUAUUAUUAUUAUUAUUAUUAUUAUUAUUAUUAUUAUUUCUACAAAAUCUUGUAUAGUUAUAAAUAAGAAUAACCUUUAUAUCAUUUUGCUGUCCUUGAGCCACGUGAACAUAUGAAAAGUGUUACAAGGCCCUAUUUGUAGCUUGAAUUAACAUGAGAUCUGAUCAUUUACAAAGCAGCAUUAAGUAAAUGACACAGAAUGCUUUAUGAUCAGUCAGACCAGGGGUGUCAAAAUUCCUACCCUGCAGCUUCUCUCAACACAUUGCAAUUUUUCCUUUUACCUGAUGGUGGCAAUAGACUGUGGUAAAAGAGUUAGCUUCUCUGACUACACCUGCAAAAUAACUUACUGAAUUAUGUUUAAUCAUACAGACAAAAAACUUAACAGAAGGGGUGCACAUGGUGCUUCUUCUAAACCAUAAGCAUACCUUUCCUGAAUCCUGAAUCAUUAAAAUUAUAUUCUGUAUAGGAGUUAUAAAUAAUAUUUUGGUGAUUGGCUUUCGAGAAUCCCCUUGAUGUGGACUAAUCUGGAAAAAUCCCCCUUUCAGAGUUAGAUGACCUCCAUCUCACCAUUUCAGCAGGUAGAAAUAAAAUCUGUGUUGUCUGUUUGCAUUACAUUGCACAGCCAUUGAUGACCAAUACUGCCAAAAAUCCACCACAAAUUAUUCAGUUGCCAGAAACAAGACCUGGAGUUGUUUAUGUUGCUGACUUACAGACUAUCAGUGAUGACACUCUUCUGCUUACUCCAGCGUGUUCACAGCUGGCAACAUUUUCCCUAGCUAGCUGGCAUAUUUGCAAAAUGAUGUGUGUGUGUUUGUUGGGGAAAAGGAAAUCUGAUUACAAUGUGUUUAAGUGCGAGACUGGAUGGUUCAUUAUCCAGAUUUUGAUACACAGCUGUCAAUUUACAUGUUAACGUAAGAUACAAAUGGAGCCAAAGAGAAAAUAUGCACAACACUCAAAGAAGAAUGUUUGCAUUGUCAGGAGUUCUGAGAGAAAUUAAAAGUCCUCUACAUCUGUGUGGCACAGUUUCAUGAGGAGAUCUGCUCCUGCACCUAGUUUUGAUGGAGAAGUAGUGCAAGCUUCAGACCUGUGAAUAUGCCACAGGAACAAUGCGGCAGAAUCCUCCAUGUCCUACACUGGCCCAGCUAUGACCACCUCCUACAGUUUGAUCAAACUCAUACAGCUGACUGUUAAACUGCUGUACACGCAUCUAAUAGAAGGUCGAACAUGUGAUCAAGAGAUGUACAGUCUUAUUGAUGUUAGUCCUAGUUUUCUAAUACACAGAAAAAAACAGGAGGUACACCAAGAAAUUUCUCAACAGAGUAGAAUAAUUGAGUCUGCGCUUAAUCUGUAUCUGGAAAAUCCCAGUGGCUAACCUUUCAGUGAUGAACUUGAAUAAUGUGUUUUAAAUAUACUCAAAAGUGGUGCCAUGCUGGUAAGGAAGUCAGAUUUUGGUCACAGAGUAGUAAGUAUGUAAUGUAUGGUCUACAGGGUGCAUCCUGUAGUCAAGCCUCCAUGAUCCCAAGCUGAUUAGAAUGUACAGUCAGACCAGACUGAGAUGUGAUCUCUGCAACGGGAGCCUGAAAAGCCAAUGGGGAUAAAAUUUUUAAAAUUUUCAAUCAGCUCAAAUACAGUACACAGUGGGUCUCCUGAAGAAUGGGCUCUACAGGUGACUUAUUGUGAAUCCUGUGUGCAUUUACAUGCAGUUCAAACAGCUUUAGUAGCAAUAUUUUGUGUGAAGCUUAAACACUAGAUCUAACACUGUAUUUAUUUACAUAUCUACAAAUAUGUAAAUGGGUUGGGCUCCCAAACAAAAUGAAGACUGACUUGUUAUAUGGAUGUUGUAUACUUUGCAUAUUCUUUCUCAGUGAUUUGUAUCAGUGUGCAUAUUAUUAUGAUAUUAUCUGUUCUCAUUUAUAUGUCACAAAAGCCUUUUUAUAAAACUAUAUUAUAUUAA
Molecule: messenger RNA, 5121 nt
Organism: Hemibagrus wyckioides
Lineage: Eukaryota; Metazoa; Chordata; Actinopteri; Siluriformes; Bagridae
Gene: grb10a
Product: growth factor receptor-bound protein 10a
Exons: 18
Coding region: 472-2097 (541 amino acids)
Biological process (GO): negative regulation of insulin receptor signaling pathway; insulin receptor signaling pathway; negative regulation of Wnt signaling pathway
Molecular function (GO): insulin receptor binding
Source: RefSeq, a predicted model, not a curated record